This is a messenger RNA of Cololabis saira (Pacific saury), 1065 nucleotides long. Its product is annotated as snRNA-activating protein complex subunit 1-like. Gene Ontology annotation, biological process: snRNA transcription by RNA polymerase III; snRNA transcription by RNA polymerase II. The transcript is spliced from 2 exons. The record is from RefSeq and is a predicted model, not a curated record. Gene Ontology annotation, cellular component: snRNA-activating protein complex. Gene Ontology annotation, molecular function: sequence-specific DNA binding. Bases 1 to 1065 code for a protein of 354 amino acids. Lineage: Eukaryota; Metazoa; Chordata; Actinopteri; Beloniformes; Belonidae.
AUGCCUAACGCUCCGCCCAAUUAUACCGAGCUGUUCCAGGAGCCGCUGACCGAGGAUGUGGAGUUACUGCUGGCUCGUUUCCAGCGCAUGGACUCCAUCAGGUACGAGGAUUUCUCCGCCCUCUGGAGGGACAUGCGCUUCUCCGACCUCUUCGUAGGGUUUGUCAACCCCAAAGAGCAGAAGAUGUUCAGCAGGAUCGCUCUGGCCACGGCCCUGAAAUACUUCCUUCCCCCGUACAACUACCAGAUCCGAGUGGGAGGUUUGUACCUGAUGUUCGGCUUCUACCACGCGCAGCAGGCCGAGCCCCCUCUGAAGAUCAGGCUGGCUCUGGGAGACUGGGAUUACGUCCAGAAGUUCCUGAGAGAUUCUGUGGAAGCGGGGCACCAUGACGUGGUUUACAUCUGCCGGCGGCUGCUGGCCACCAAAGCCGUCCACUUCACGGCCAUGCUGCACUUCCUCACCUUCCACAAGCUGCAGAAACCGAAGCAGCAGCAACCCGUCUGCUCGAGUUUCCUGAGCCGGGCCACGGCCGUGCACGACCUCAUGUGUGCAGACCUCCUGGACGAGCUGACCAACAUCCAGAGCCACUACGAGAAGGCGAAGGCGGCCACGGAGGGGGUGAUCAGCCAGGCCGACAUGAUCAAGAAAGACUUGGCCUCCUGUUUGAGCGACAGCAUGACUGAGUUCAUCACGUGGCAAGAGAAGACUUUCAUGUCACCGACCAGGAGAGAAAAGAAGGCUGAAGAAGAAGAAGAGGAUAAUGAAGAUCCCUGUGGUAACAGAGCCAGGCUCUUGUCUUCCCUCAAGCAGAAAAGCUUCAGCACCUUCCAGGAGGCCUCCAAGUCCAGGAGACACGUGCAGCCUGAGAGGGAGGACGACUCCGUGCUGGUCCCGGACACCUCGCAGGGCAGGAGGAGGAGGAAGCGGGCUCCGUCCCUGCGGACCCGGACCUGGGAGAACCUGGGGCUGACGCAGGAUAACAAGAAAAGCAAGAAAACCUGGCUCCUGAGUGUCCCCGAGCAUCCGAAGGGGAGAAAGGGGAUUUACCAGCCCUCCACCACUUAG